UAAAGGGGCGAUUGUGGAAGUCCCAUGAAAUGCCACAUAGUGAUGGUGUCACUUUAAAAAACACCCAAUCCGGUCUGUGAACGGUUGGCGCUAAGAAAGGCAUCCAGCUGUAAAACAAUGCCAAAACUCUUUAAUAAUGACCAUAAGAAUAGUUGAUCAGACAAACUGCGUAAACGGGGCUGGAACUCUAAGGAGUAAAGGUGUCGCGCACGGUAGGACAGAUGUCAGGUGGGAGCAUCGUCAGAUCGUUACCCAGCUAUCACAUCACAGGGUUGAUAACACUAGGUUGAGGAUGGCUAGUGUAAAUGUUGGUACUCUGAGAGGCAGAGCAGGUGAAGUAGUUGAAAUGUUAGAACGUAGAUCUGUUGAUAUGUGUUGUGUUCAGGAAGUCAGGUGGAAAGGAGUUUCAGUGAGAUUUGUGGAAGGUAGGAGGGCAAGGUAUAAGCUUUUUUGGAUUGGUAAUAGUGAUGGAUAUGGAGGAGUUGGCAUAUUCGUUGCAGAGAAGUGGGUAGAAAAAGUAAUAGAUGUUAUGCGUGUUAAUAGUCGUAUUAUAGUGAUAAAGUUUUUGAUAGGUAAUAGGAUUGUCACUUUUCUGUCAGUUUAUGCUCCACAGUGUGGACUCAGUGAGGAAGAUAAAGAUAAGUUUUAUGAUGAGUUAAUAGCAGCCACAUCAACGUUCAGUGUCUCCAAACGUUGAUGUGGCUGCUAUUAACUCAUCAUAAAACUUAUCUUUAUCUUCCUCACUGAGUCCACACUGUGGAGCAUAAACUGACAGAAAAGUGACAAUCCUAUUACCUAUCAAAAACUUUAUCACUAUAAUACGACUAUUAACACGCAUAACAUCUAUUACUUUUU
Molecule: messenger RNA, 855 nt
Organism: Hydractinia symbiolongicarpus
Lineage: Eukaryota; Metazoa; Cnidaria; Hydrozoa; Anthoathecata; Hydractiniidae
Exons: 2
Coding region: 137-697 (186 amino acids)
Source: RefSeq, a predicted model, not a curated record